UGCAAUAUUCGAAGCAUAACGCAACCAAACCAAAAACACGUACAAGUCUACCAUGGCUAGUUUUCAAAUGUUGAAGAGAGUCCAAAAAAGCACAACGGGGAAGCUUUGGAACUCUUCCAGCCAAACUCUAACCCUGACUGACAAGAAAGUUUGGCAAGGCUCUCAUUAUACGGAAUUCCCUGAAACCAUUCAAGAUGGAGAUAAUGGUGAGUUUACACAUGAUGCUGAUGAGGGUGAAUUUUCUGGUUCAAUUGUUGGUCUUGUGUACAGGCGACGUGAUGGAACUAGGUGGGUUAUUGCCUGGAGCAACCCACUACUUGGAGAGAGCAAGGUGUUUACUGAUAUCCAGCAACAACCUAUUCACUGGGGGCAAAUCAAAACCAAUCUUGAUAAAAGAGGAAAACAAAAAUUUAAAGUUUCAAAGUUUGGGUACAUUGCAUCAGUUGAAAUUGAUCCCUUCACAGUGAAGGCAUCAUUUGAGUUAGAACCAUAACUGUGGUGGUAAUUAAGGCUAUCAAAACUAAGUAAUACUGUAUUGUCUGCUUGUACUACUACUAUAGCUAUACUAAAUUUGAUAGCCAGUAGAUAUAAAAGAAAGUGUGUCUUCAAAUUAAGGCCUUCACUAUCAUAUCAGUGCCAUGCAUGGCAGACUAUUUGUAAAAUAUUAUUAUGGAAAAAUAAAACAGAAAGGCCUUGAGUA
Molecule: messenger RNA, 700 nt
Organism: Gossypium raimondii (Peruvian cotton)
Lineage: Eukaryota; Viridiplantae; Streptophyta; Magnoliopsida; Malvales; Malvaceae
Exons: 2
Coding region: 53-493 (146 amino acids)
Source: RefSeq, a predicted model, not a curated record